AUGAUCGUAACGUUCCCUCUAAUCGCCCCUUCACUCUCCAACAGCGACCCUAACCAAUACUUGGUUAAAACCGGUGCAUUCAUUAAAGAUGUGUCUCUUCAAAAGAAGGGAUGGGUAAUGCCCGGCCAACGUUCUAUCUUUUUUGACAUCACCCCUCAAAACUAUACUCUACAGCUUCAAGCUAUGACGGCCGAGAAAUUGGAAUUUAGCCUUCCCGCCGUGUUCACGAUAGGACCAAAGGACGAACCCGAUAGCCUGAAGAAAUAUGCCAAAUUAUUGGCCACGGAUCAAAAAAAUUCCGAUUCGCAUGUCAAGGAAUUGGUUAAAGGUAUUAUCGAAGGCGAAACCAGGGUUAUUGCUGCUGCAAUGACCAUGGAAGAAAUUUUCCAAGAGAGGAAGGGAUUCAAGGAGCAAGUGGUCAAGAAUGUACAAGAAGAACUUAACCAAUUUGGUUUGUUCAUUUAUAACGCGAAUGUGAAACAAUUGCAAGAUACUCAAGGCUCCGAGUACUUUAAAUACAUGAGGCAAAAAACCCAUGAAGGUGCCAUAAACAGUGCCAAAGUAGAUGUCGCCGAGGCAAAAUAUCGUGGUGAUGUCGGCGCAAAGCAAAGAGAAGGGUUGACAAGACAAGAAACUGCGAAAAUUGAAUCCGACACGGUCAUCAUUGAGAAUGAACGUAAAGUUACCAUGGCACAAGCCGAAGCGAACUUGUCAACAAAAAAGUCGGAAUUCGAUAGGCAAAUUAAAGUUGCUGCUAUUGAGGCCUCGCAGGCAGCAAAAAUGAGAGAAAGUGAGCUUCAAAAAGAAGUCGAAGAACGAAGGCUUUUGUCGGAGACAGAAAGGCUUCGUGUUCAAUAUGUCGCAAAAGCUACUGCCGAAUACGAAGCAGCUAAGGCUGUCGCCAAUGCUAAACUUUAUACGGCGCAAAAGGAAGCCGAGGCUGUAUUAUAUAAGAAGCAAAAAGAAGCCGAGGGUAUACUCGCUCUCUACAACGCUCAAGCUGAGGGUAUAAGGAAUUUAAUGCAAUCCUUCGGUGGGGAUUCCAAUGCUGCUUUACAAUACAUCAUGAUCGAUCGUGGUAUUUACACUCAAUUGGCCAAGGAGAAUGCCGCAGCAAUCCAAAACUUGAAUCCAAAGAUUACCGUGUGGAAUACUGGCGGUGGUCAUGGUGAAAAUCCUAUUGCAAAUAUAUACCAGUCAUUACCCCCACUUUUAUCGACUAUCCAAGAGCAAACUGGGAUUUCUCCUCCUUCUUGGCUUGCUCAGAUGCCUAAUGGCAAAACAUCAUUGUCUAAAAAUGAUUAA
Molecule: messenger RNA, 1305 nt
Organism: Acaulospora colombiana
Lineage: Eukaryota; Fungi; Glomeromycota; Glomeromycetes; Diversisporales; Acaulosporaceae
Source: the annotation of a GenBank genome assembly